Messenger RNA from Symsagittifera roscoffensis, 2190 nucleotides. Its product is annotated as solute carrier family 22 member 16-like. Gene Ontology annotation, molecular function: transmembrane transporter activity. The record is from RefSeq and is a predicted model, not a curated record. Gene Ontology annotation, biological process: transmembrane transport. NCBI's taxonomy places the organism in Eukaryota, Metazoa, Xenacoelomorpha, Acoela, Convolutidae. Gene Ontology annotation, cellular component: membrane. The coding region runs from base 131 to 1930 and encodes 599 amino acids. The transcript has 11 exons.
CUGGAGUUGAAGUCUUUUUCAGUUAGUUAGGAAAUAUUCGGUGCUUGAAAUUGCCACCAUUUUUGGUACAAAUUCAAUCGGAAUCUAAAGAAAAAUAGUUUUACGCGAUAGCAAGUUGUGGCUUAAAGUUAUGACGGAGAAACUGGAUUAUUUUGACGAAGACAGACCAGAACAUUUACUGUCUAAAAUUGUAGAUAUCACAGGCUACAAGAACAGAUGGCACAUGUGGAUCUUCAUUGGGCUGUUCAUGGUGGGCAUGCAGGGAGGGGGAGGGAUGGAGUGGGGGGCAUUCGCCCUCAAACACAUCAGACACAGGUGCAGCAUACCAGGCCUAGACGAGCUCACUCUCCAACACAAUGUCACCAACGACACCAUCUACGCCACUUUCUAUAAUGAUUCCGAUAAGUACGGCUGCUGGAGCAGAUCUACGGACUACAACAACGGAUGCACAGCCUUGGACGCAGAUCCGAAGCUUCUAAUCGAGGAGGCAGCCAACAAGAGUGUGACUGUGAAUGAGCUGAUGAUGGGUAACCCUAAUGAUUCUGUGGUGCUGAGUGCAGCUACGUAUAGAAAGUGCGAGGAGAUGGAUGGGUUCGAGUGGCUCCCACAUACUGUCCAGAACUCAGUCUUUUCCCAGUUCGCAGUCGUGUGUGAUCGAAGUUACUUCCAGAAGUCGGCCAAGUCUCUCCACAUGUUCGCAGCGGCCAUAGGUGCAUUCUUCUUUGGAUCCAUGGCCGACAUAUGUGGACGAAGGAAGGCAUUGAUGUGGCAGCUGUUGAUGGAAAUAGGGUUCAACGUGGGCGCAUUUAUGAGCACCAAUAUAUUCAUGGCCUUCUAUUUCUCCAGCUUUGCGUCCAUGAUCAGCAUGUCCAAAUACGCAAUAGCUGUUGUGUAUGGAUCCGAGAUAGUUUCACCCAAGUUCCGAGCCCUGUUCGCUAUGUCGCCAGGUAUGGGCUUCGGACUGGGUAUGGCUAUGUACACUGGCAUUGGGUUCUUCAUCCGCACCUGGCGUCUUUUUACCAUCAGCUGCAUACUGCUCAACAUGCCGCUCAUGCUCUACAUAUUAAUCAUGAUGCCAGAGAGUCCACGCUGGCUUCUGGAGUGCGGCAAAUACACAGACUUCAAAAAAGUCAUGAGAGACCUGGACAGGAAGGCGAAAACCAAAAUUCCCAAAAAGAUUUGGAAACGGAUGGACAAACUGAUCCAAAGCGAAAGUGCGCCUCCUACUUGUUGCCAGAGGAUCAAGUACUUGUUUGUGAGGAACCCGAAUAUUUCGGCCAAUCACAGCAGCUGGGACACCAUCAAGAUGACCUGGAACAACCGAAUGAUGCGAAAGUGGCUUUGGUUUUUCUCCGUUGUUAGUUCGGGUGGCCUGUUUUUGUACUACACAAUGAACAGUGGUGAUCGGGUAUUCAACUUCAGUUUCUAUCGCUACCAGCUAAUGAUGGGUCUAUUUGAGAUCCCAGGAGUGCUGCUGGUCAUCUUUCUUAUGGACAUCAUUGGCAGAAGGGCCACUUCAAUCACUGGCAUGAUGUUCUGCGCACUCGCUCUUAUCCUCCUUCAGGGAUUCUCCGACAUUCCCAUACUGAUGUUGCUGUGUGCGUCUCUGACCAAGAUGUUCGUGACUGGCACUGUCGACAUGGUAUUUCUACACGUCGCCGAGACCCUUCCGACACUCUCACGCAGCACAGGUGUUGGUCUGUGUUCGUGUAUCGCACGACUGGUGACUCUCCCGUUCCCCUAUCUUGCUACACUCAAUGUGCAACUGCCAGGCGUCAGUGUCCUGGUCAUGGUCGCUCUGUCCAUAGUGAGUGCUGCGGCAUGUGUGAACUUACCUGAACCCCGAGGUCAGCAGAUGCCGGAGAGUGUGGAUGACUGUCAGUUGUUGAACAAGGGGCGCCUCAGACAACGCAUCUUCAUCGAAGAGUAAAUUAGAAAUAAUCAGUUUAUUGAGUAACAAAGUUUGAAGGUGAAGAUGCUAUCUGAGAUUUCAAAAAACAACAACUCUGAUGUAUGCUGAUAAUCAUUUAGCUCGAUGCAAAACACGAAAUAUCAAUGAAAAUUGCUAGGCAACAACUGAUAAUUUGGUUACGGGUUGCAAAUGAGUGGCAUUCAUCAGCCGACUUAUACUGCUUUACUGCUUUCAACUUCAUGAAAUUCAAAUUACUCUACUCAUGAACAAAAAUAUCA